This is a messenger RNA of Closterium sp. NIES-65, 1839 nucleotides long. Lineage: Eukaryota; Viridiplantae; Streptophyta; Zygnematophyceae; Desmidiales; Closteriaceae. The record is from the annotation of a GenBank genome assembly.
AUGAGGGUGUGCGCAAAUGAAUCAGAGGAGGUGCUCACUGGUCACGUGAACCCUCGCUAUCUUCGCAGAUUCCUAGACCUCGUGCAACAGUUGAAAAGAGUCACAGAAGGAAAGAGGGGGGAUGGAGAGGAGGAGGGGCGAGGGAAGAAGGGGACGAAAGGGGAGGGAGCUGAAGCGGCGAAGGGGGGGAAGAAGGAUGAGCGGGGGGAGCUGUCUGCCUGUUCAAGAGUCAGUGGGGCGCUCCUGAGGCGAGUCUUUGCAGAGAUGGUGGUAUCCAGAAGCGAUCAAGUCGACACGGCAGCCUGCUCCCUGCUCUGCGACUUUGCUCUCGCCCCAUCGCCAUCAGCAUCAGAAGCAGGGGCAGGAGCACAAGCACCAGCAGCAGCAGCAGCAGCAGCAGCAGCAACCGAAGGUGCAGGGUCAGCAGCAGAUGUGCAGCAAGCAGAGUUGCAGCAAGUGCGGCCUUUCCUCUUGUCCCCAACCACGGGCAUCUCCCCUCCCUCCCUCCCUGUCAUCGGCUCUUCCCACACCCCCUUCCCCUCUGCCUCCUCCUCGCUCCACCUCCCCUUCACCCCCCCUCCCUCCUCCUCGCACUCCGCCUCCCUGCUGCCUCCGCUGGUUCCUGUUUGGCUCCCGGGGUACGCUGACGUGGCAGCAGCUCUGCUGGCUGUUGGAUUCUCCCCAUCUCUCCUCUGGAGAGAUCAAAUGGCCAUGGAAUACAGUGCGCACACGCCUAACCCACACUCACCACCUUCUGCCGCCGCCGCCGCCGCCGCCGUCGCCGCCGCCGUCGCCGCCGCCGCCGCCGCCGCCGCUGCUGCUCGAGCUGUUGACAGCACGGCACGUCCUAGUCCCCCGACAUCCUUAAAGCCCUUGCUCUCCACAACAAUACCCUCCACAAUACCCUCCACAAUACCCUCCGCGUGCAUUCAAGCCGUGGCAUCGAGUCAACCCCCUCCUGAGACGGCUCAAGAACCCGCAAGACCUGGAACGUCCAUCCAAGAAGUGGUAUCAACACGGCUUCGCAAAACGGACCUCCUCCUGAAAACCAUCGCUGCACUAUGCAUCAGCCAGUCAGUUUCGCCUACAAAUCACCCCUCGUUACUGCCCCAGCCCCACCUAGCGCUGCUCUUCCUGCACGUGCUGCACCUACUAGCAGACCACUCCCACCUGCUGCCACUGCACACUGCAGCGCUCAGAGCGCUCACUGCCAUCGCCACCUGCAGCAGCAGUCAGGAGGACUCUCCAGGGUUUCUCACCGACGACCGCUUCGCCCAUCGCCUGCUCUGGGCCAUGGCAGCUGACCCAAUCUCCCUGCAGACCACACCACCUUCACCCGACGUUGUCUCCCAUGUGGCACCGUCCACCAAUCACACUCCGCCACCUGGCAAGCACUGGUGGCUGGCAGCGCUCCCGCUCGUCCUCGCCCUCCCCGCUGCCUCGCCUGCCUGCUCCCGCUUCCGCCUCCGUUGUGCUGCACUCAUGCUGCACCUCAUGGAGAAAGGGGAGGUACCGUCACCUGCCGUUAUUCCCACUCCGCCGCCCAUCCAGCUGUCAGCAGAUCAGAUCAUAUCCUCCUUCAUAUCAAAUCCCGCCAACAAGCCCACCUCCCCCGGAUGCGACCUCCCCCUGCUGCUCCACAAGCUCUACCUCCUUGACGUGUGCCUUGGCCAAUCGCAGCCCGCCACGUCAGUGCACGCCAUGCGGGAUUGGCUGACGUGGCUGCAGGCUGCUGCAACCAAGCUGUCCACCACCGACACGAGAACAGGCGCCGGCCAGGUAAGCACCUCACUUCACCGCCCCCCCCCACCGGCCCCACCUCCCUUUUCUCAGCUCUAG